AUGGUUUCUGCUCCCACCCCCGUACCCGUAGAACAUGUCAGUUUCAAGAACCUGCAGCUUCAGCCUGACCACCCACCGCAUUCGGCCUGGGGUCUUUGGGGCCCGGACGAUCAAUUGGGAUGUCUCAACCGUCUGACACCAGAUCGCAUCAGGGCGGCCGCCACCGAGGUCAAGACGGGCGUGUCCAUCGGUCUGAACUGGAGCCUCAACGAGAUGCACAUUCCGCCAUUCUAUCGAACCAAGCUGAAGCACGAGAUAUUCCAACUCGGGGAGAACGUCAAUGAUGACCGCGUGGAAUUCAACACUCAAACCAGCUCACAAUGGGAUGGGUUCCGGCACUGGGGUUAUCCUGAUGGACGCUUCUACAAUGGUUUCACCCAGACCGAGCUUAAGGCCAUGACGUCUGAACGCAAUGGCAUGCAGGAAUGGGCGAAACGCGGGAUCGUGGGUCGAGGAGUUUUGAUCGACUACGUCAAGUAUGCCAAAGAUAGUGGACUGCCAUAUGAUCCAUGGUCUGCCACAUCCAUAUCGGUUUCCACGGUCAAGGAGAUCGCACGCAAGUACACCAUCACUUUUCAACCUGGGGAUAUCUUGCUCCUACGCACCGGCUUUGUUGAGAGGUACAGCUCGCUCUCCGAAGACGAGCUGCAGAAGAAGAUGGAAAGCAAGGAAAUGGCCUAUCCCGGGCUCACAGGGUCCCUUGAGUCCCUCGAGUGGCUGUGGGAGACGCAGUUUUCCUGCGUGGCCUCCGAUUCGCCAGGGUUCGAAGUCUGGGACGCCGGCCUGGCUGGAAUGGAAAACCUGAUGCACCCAACCUUGCUCUCCGGGUUCGGAAUGCCGAUAGGCGAGCUCUUCGAUUUGGAGGAGUUGUCGAAGCAGUGUGCCAAAGAAGGCCGAUGGACUUUCAUGUUCACGAGCGAGGUGCUAAACAUCCCCGGCGGCGUGGCUAGUCCUCCAAACGCACUGGCUAUAUUGUGA
Molecule: messenger RNA, 978 nt
Organism: Capronia epimyces CBS 606.96
Lineage: Eukaryota; Fungi; Ascomycota; Eurotiomycetes; Chaetothyriales; Herpotrichiellaceae
Exons: 4
Coding region: 1-978 (325 amino acids)
Molecular function (GO): arylformamidase activity
Source: RefSeq, a predicted model, not a curated record